GCUAAGCGUUCUCUCUCUUAUCUCACACUCUCAUCAGUAAUGGAGGAUUGGCUCUUCUAUCUUGUAGCAAUAGCCACAUCCGUAGCUCUAACCCUCCUCAUCUCUUCCCUCCUGAAACCGUCGAGGCCGCGCAAAACCGCCUCCCUCCCCCUCCCGCCGGGGCCGCGGUCUGUCCCCGUCGUCGGCCCGCUCUUCGCGCUCCUCCGCCUCCGCCGCCGGUCGAAUUUCGACGUCGAGCGGCUCCUCCGCGGCCUGUGCAGGCGGCACGGCCCGAUCGUCACCCUCCAGCUGCUGUCCUCCUCCCGCCCGGCCGUCUUCAUCGCCGACCGCGUCCUCGCCCACCGCGCCCUCGUCGCGCGCGGCGCGGAGUUCGCCGACCGCCCCCCGGCCUUCGGCCCCGGCGCAGUCCUCUCCAGCAACCAGCGCAGCAUCAACACCGCCCCCUACGGCCCCGUCUGGCGCGCCCUCCGCCGCAACCUCGCCGCCGAGCUCCUGCACCCCUCGCGCCUCCGCGCCCACUCCCCCGCGCGCCGGUGGGCCCUCGACCUGCUCGUAAGAGAUCUCGGAACCAAAUCUAGCGACGGCGCAGCAGCAGCCGUCGUCGUCAUGGAGAGCUUCCAGUUCGCCAUGUUCUGCCUGCUCGUCCUCAUGUGCUUCGGCGAGCGGCUGCCCGACGAGCAGAUACGCCGGAUCGAGUCCCUGCAGCGGGACCUCCUCUCCAACUUCGUCAGCUUCAGCGUCCUCGCCUUGUAUCCGAAGAUCACCAGGCUGCUCUUCCGGGGCCGGUGGAAGAAGCUCAUGGAAAUUCGGCGGAAGCAGGAGGAGACGUUCGUGCCGCUGAUCGAUGCGCGGAGGAAUAAUCUGCUGCUGCAGCGGCGGCGGCGGUCGGAGGAGGACGGGUUCGUUUAUUCGUACGUCGACUCGCUGGUCGAUCUCGAAAUUCCGGUGGACGGCGGAAGGAAGCUGACGGACGGCGAGAUCGUCAGCCUUUGCUCCGAGUUUCUGAGCGCCGGCACCGACACGACCGCCACCUCGCUGCAGUGGAUCAUGGCCAACCUCGUAAAGCAGCCGGACAUUCAGACGAAACUGUACGAAGAAAUCGAACGUGUGGUCGAGAAGGACGCUGCGGUGCGAGAGGAGGACCUGCAGCGGAUGCCGUAUCUGAAGGCGGUGGUGCUGGAGGGGCUGCGGCGGCACCCGCCGGGGCACUUUGUGCUGCCGCACGCGGUGACGGAGGAGGCGGAAUUCGAGGGGUAUCGGAUUCCGAAGGGUGCGGCGGUGAAUUUCACGGUGGCGGAGAUAGGGUGGGACGGGGCGGUGUGGCAAGAGCCGAUGGAGUUUCGGCCGGAAAGGUUUCUGGAAGGCGGGGAGGGGGAGGGGGUGGACAUAACGGGGGGUCGGGAGAUCAGGAUGAUGCCGUUCGGGGCGGGUCGGAGGAUUUGCCCCGGGAUGGGGCUCGCGCUGCUCCACCUCGAAUACUUUGUUGCGAAUUUGGUGAAAGAGUUCGAGUGGAAGCCGGCGGCGGAGGGGGAGGAGGUCGACAUGACGGAGAAGCUCGAGUUCACCGUGGUCAUGAAGACGCCGCUCCGGGCGAGAAUCUUGCCCAGAAAGAGAACUUGAGCAGAACAACAAAAUAAAAAAUAAAAAAAAAGUCCUUCGUCAAGACAGUAUCAAAAUCAGAAUAUAGUAUGUAAGUAUUUUAGUUAUAAAUGUCUUUUCGUUUUUGCUUUUAAUUUUAGCUAUAGUUAUUGAGGACAGAGCAUCUGACAAUUAUUGCAGCAGUAAUUUGAAAUAAGAUUUAGCUUCUGUUGUUGCAUCAAUGUGAGGUUGUUUGAUGUUUUGAAUAAGAGAAUAAAUCUCUUCCGUGAGAUUCUGGUAAAUAUAUAGAACUUUUUUUGAUGUAAAUGAUGUGAAUAUGUAUCUUAAACAUGGCUUGUGAUUACCUUAUAAUCAUGUUUGUUUUAAGCCUUGA
Molecule: messenger RNA, 1972 nt
Organism: Ananas comosus (pineapple)
Lineage: Eukaryota; Viridiplantae; Streptophyta; Magnoliopsida; Poales; Bromeliaceae
Product: cytochrome P450 89A2-like
Exons: 1
Coding region: 40-1620 (526 amino acids)
Cellular component (GO): membrane
Molecular function (GO): heme binding; iron ion binding; oxidoreductase activity, acting on paired donors, with incorporation or reduction of molecular oxygen, NAD(P)H as one donor, and incorporation of one atom of oxygen
Source: RefSeq, a predicted model, not a curated record